Molecule: messenger RNA, 1854 nt
Organism: Zootoca vivipara (common lizard)
Lineage: Eukaryota; Metazoa; Chordata; Lepidosauria; Squamata; Lacertidae
Product: granzyme A
Biological process (GO): proteolysis
Molecular function (GO): serine-type endopeptidase activity
Source: RefSeq, a predicted model, not a curated record
UGUGUAUAUAUACCAGGUACUUUGAUGUGGGGGAACACAAAGCAGCAACAAUGGGUGUUUUCUUUGGCUUGUGGUUCUCCAGUGCCAUUUUUCUCUUCGGGAUUCCCAGAGAUCGAUGUGCAGAUAUAAUUGGAGGGAAAGAAUCGAAACCACACUCAAGACCUUAUAUGGCCUUAAUCAAAGGAGGACAGAUCUGUGGAGGAACGUUGAUCAAACCCAACUGGGUGUUAACAGCAGCCCAUUGUCUGCAGAAACCUUCCACAGUUUUUCUUGGAGCGCAUUCAUUUUCUAAACGUGAGGAUACCCAGCAGAUAUUUAGGGUUGCUAGACAAAUUGCUCACCCAUGCUAUGAUGAGACGACAAAAGAACAUGACCUUAUGCUUCUGCAGCUUAAUGGAACAGCAAAGAUUAACAAAGAUGUGAAAACCAUUAAGCUUACCAAAAAGGGCGAUGAUCUCAAGGCAGGAACCAAGUGUCAAGUAGCUGGAUGGGGAAUGACUCAAAACAGACAGAAGAAGCCAUCUGAUACACUGCGUGAAGUUGACGUCACCGUCAUUGACAGAAAAAUAUGCAAUGAUGGCUAUAAUUAUCGCCCUUUUGUGACAAUGAAUAUGGUGUGCGCUGGAAACAAGAAUGGAGGAAAGGAUUCGUGUUCGGGUGACUCAGGUGGUCCUUUGAUGUGUAAUGGGAAACAAAAAGCCGUUGUAUCCUUUGGUGGAAAAUCAGGAUGUGGUGAUAAACGUCACCCUGGUGUCUAUACUCUUCUCACAAAGAAGCAUAUCUCCUGGAUACAAAAGACAAUUGGAGGCAACCUGACUGCAGGGCUGAGCUACCUCAGAAGACCCAGCCUCCGACACCAUCUUAUCUGCUGGUCGCCUGGCAAUGCCUUGGCCGACUUCCAGCUCUUCCUCCCCUUGGGAGCUAACCGCUUCUUCCCUGGAGAGAGAGGUCAACCUCAAGAUAUAGUUGAAUGGAUAGAAGAAGGUCACCCGUUAGGAUCGUAUAUGGUUGCACUCAUCAAAGGAAAUCGCGUGUCAUGUGGAGGAACUUUGAUCAAAAAGAACUGGGUGUUAACAGCAGCCCACUGUUUUCCGGAUGAAGAAACAUACCUGACUUUUGGAGGUUAUUCACGAACUAAAGUGGAGCACGGAAAACACAAGGCUAACAUUACCAAAACAUUUUCUUACCCAGGAUAUAAUCCGAAGACAUUUGAAAAUGACAUUAUGCUUUUGCAGCUUCAGUCAGAAAAAGGCCACCCUCCACCUGUAAAAACCAUUCCACUUUCCCACGCAUCUGAGGACAUCAAGGGUGGAACCCAGUGUGUCGUAAUUGGGUGGGGAACAAUUAAUAGAAGAAGCGGAUUUGAUGGACUGCAUGGAGCCAAUGUCACCAUCAUUAGCAGAAAGGUCUGCAAUGACAAGCACCACUAUAAUUCUAACCCUCCUGUGACAAUGAAUAUGCUGUGUGCUGGUGAAAAGAAAGGCGGUGCAGACAGGUGUAUGGGUGACUCUGGUAGUCCUUUAAUAUGCCACGGGGAACAAACUGGAAUCCUCUCAUUUGUUAGAAAAUGUGAAAAUCACCGAUACCCUGGCAUCUAUGCUCGACUCACACGCAGCCACCUCUCCUGGAUAGAAUCAAUCAUGAACAAUGGCACUAUCUGAUCACAUGAUUUUAUGAUACUCAUUUUUGAUACUCAUUUAUGAAGCUUUUCUUUGUUUGCUUGUGAUUCAGUAUAGGCUCAUCUUAUUCAUCUCUAUAGAUGAAUCUGUUAAGUGAUACCCGCUUAACAGAUGCGAAGCAGAUACCUCAGCACCCAAGGCCAACUGUGGGAUCUAAAUGCUGAUCUAAAAUCUA